AUGCACACAUUCUACCCAACUUCGCCUCCAGCAACAGCUUUGCAGACCACUCCUGAUCCCUCUGGUGAGUUUCCAUCGACUCUGUCAUCAAGCGCGAUCCAGCCUUUGCCUUGGAUUUGGCCUCCCCGUCCGCCCCGUCCCUUGGACUCGCGCCCAGCCUGCUCGUCUGCGUCCUGCGUCCUGCGCCUUUGUUCACACAAGCUUUUUCCCAACCCGCUCCGUCUGGAGGCUUCGCGACGCUCAUCACAUCCCAUUUGCAGCCUUAUUCGAAAGCCAUCAGGGCUGUUCACAGCUAAUCUCCCUGAAUCGUCUUCCAGAUACCGUCCAAAGCGCGGCCUUUGCCAAACCUCGUCGCCGCCGCCGAACCCGCCGCCGCGCCAGCCAGGAGCUGAACCAAGAAGCAGGCACUUACCGCACAGCCUGGAUGGUGAUGAACUCUUGAGAUUGCCUCAUCAUUCAUCGUCAUCUGGAAGCGGAAGAGCCCAUUACGAGACCUGGCUGCCGGCCAGUGAUGAAAUUGUCAGGCAUCCCGCAAAGCGAUACUCUUGUCUGAAGCUGCUGGCUUUGUCCACCCACGCAAAAUCCGCACCCGAGGUCCCCAACCCUCAAAGCCCUCUCUCUCUCUCCCACCACAAAGCUCCCUUCCCGAGUUCGAUCGCUAUCCUCCUCCCAUCCGAUCCGACAUCAAAUAAAACAUCAAGACACACAGAAAAAAUGAAUUCAUUAUCCCCUAUAAACACUUCAGGCGGCAUGUCCGCAGCGUCGUCAAAUGGCGGUAGUGUCUCGCCCCGUCAGGCGCCCACCCCCAAGAACGUCGCAUUUGAGCUGCUGUUCCUUGAAUCGCCUCAAUACCGUGCGCGCUUGCCCAUGCGAGUGCAAAUUUAUCCUCAUGAUACCACGGACUCGAUUGUUACAACCGUCAAGAACUUCUAUGGCUUGUAUUCGGGUCCGACCGGGUCAAAGGGCGUCAGCUUUGAGGACGAACUCGGCAACACCUUGAUUGCGCGAUAUGAAAAUUUCCGCAACAACAUGAUUGUCUAUGUUCGAGUGAUUGAAGAGGCGUCCAUGGCUGCCCUGGAAUCACAUCACUAUCGCAGUCUUCAUAUGGGCGCCGAUUCCUACUAUGGGGGUGAAGGAUACGCCCUCCCUCAGCGCUUCGGCCCUGAGAUGGCCCAGUCACCGCAAAGACGGAGUCCCUCGCCUUAUGGGUCGCGAGGACGAAGAAGUGACUCUACUAGCACCAAGGGCCGCUCUCGGUCUACCAAGAGCCGGGCUCAUCACAACCACGCCGAUGCCUACGCUGACAGCAUGAACGGCUACAGCAGCGGUGAUGGCGGCGCCCCAAGCACUACGUCAGCCAGGACCAAGGAGCAGCUUGGGACAACCGACAUCAGCGUUGAGAAUAUUGUCGAGGGCGGUCGACGAAAGAGGGCCAAAUUUGAGAGCUCUGAACUGCCAUUAUUCGCACCACCUCAGAUGCCCGCCGCUACUUCGAACCCAUCCGUAUCGCCCGCCCGUCGAACCGAUCAUCACAGACAUUCUAUUUCUUACAUACAAACUGGCCACAACCCAUUUAUAAACCCACGCCCGCUUCACUCUCCGCAAAGCUACGGCAGUGGUCAUGGGCAGAUGAGCAUGUACUCUACCCCUGUUGCCGGUGACCGCCGUGGUCGGGGUAGCAUCUCCUACGGUAGCCACAGCAUGGCUCAUGGCAUGGGCAUCCUCCCAACUCCCGAUCCCACUGUCGGAAGUUGCAUGUCAGAAGAAGACAAGGAUGUCGCCAUUCAGCUCAUGCGACUUGGCGAGAUGUCCAACAUUUCUCACGGUCGGACAUCCGCAUCAACUUUGGAUGAUACAUUUAGCGGUCGAGCCGACGCCACAUCCUCUACUGGCGCCACUAGCGAAGGCGAAAGCGACAGUGAUGUUGAGCUCCCGCUAUCCCGCCGUCAAAAGUUGAAUUUGAAUGGCGUAUCCAAGCAGAUCUACCAGACUACCGAGUCGCACUUCAUGCCGCCCAUUGAUAGUGCCGAAGCCAGCGGUGAAGACGCCGAUUAUGAAGAUGGCCUAGAUGCCCGGGCCAAGCCGGCUCAGAGCAAGUCGACAAAGAGCAAGUCGUCUCCGACUUCCACACCCAAGGUGGCCUCUUCAAAGGCCAAGGCACCCCGCGCCGCCAAUGGCAACAAGACCAAGAAGCCGGUCGUUGUCCCUGUGCCCAAUGGGCCAAUCUCCCCGGCAGCUUCCAGCACUCAUUCCAGGAAGCAGUCAGUGGUGUCCAUUGGACAUGUGGCUCAGGCUGGCGAGGACGAUCAGCCCGAUCUCUCUACCAAGCCGCGCUGCCAGCGCUGCAGGAAAAGCAAGAAAGGCUGUGACCGCCAACGACCUUGUGGUCGCUGCCGCGACGCUGGUCUCUCAGCAGACCAAUGCAUCAGCGAAGAUGAAGGCAACGGCCGGAAAGGCCGCUAUGGGCGCCACAUGGGAGUGCCACUAAAGAAGGACGAGAUUGCUCUUGCAUCCCAGCCUGCUCUUUUGCCCGCCGCCCCCAUUGCUGCCAACACAAUGACCACCGACAAAGCGAAGAAGCGCAAGCGGUAG
Molecule: messenger RNA, 2592 nt
Organism: Trichoderma gamsii
Lineage: Eukaryota; Fungi; Ascomycota; Sordariomycetes; Hypocreales; Hypocreaceae
Exons: 2
Coding region: 1-2592 (863 amino acids)
Biological process (GO): regulation of DNA-templated transcription
Molecular function (GO): DNA-binding transcription factor activity, RNA polymerase II-specific; zinc ion binding
Source: RefSeq, a predicted model, not a curated record